Messenger RNA from Anolis carolinensis (green anole), 3688 nucleotides. RefSeq names its product neural cell adhesion molecule 2 (gene ncam2). NCBI's taxonomy places the organism in Eukaryota, Metazoa, Chordata, Lepidosauria, Squamata, Anolidae. Gene Ontology annotation, cellular component: axon; neuronal cell body; plasma membrane. Gene Ontology annotation, molecular function: axon guidance receptor activity; protein binding. Bases 265 to 2772 code for a protein of 835 amino acids. The transcript is spliced from 18 exons. Gene Ontology annotation, biological process: homophilic cell-cell adhesion; synapse organization. The record is from RefSeq and is a predicted model, not a curated record.
UGCUGCCUCCUAGAUAUAGCCAGGCGCGGAGAGGCGCUUGCAGUCAUUGCUGAGCGGCGCUGCUCGGGAGCUGGAGUUUUCCCCAGGCUGUCUGUGUGUGUGUGUGUGUGUGUUGUCUCUCUCGCUCUCCUCCUUCGCCUGGGUCGGGUCUCUGGAAGGAAGGAAGGGGCUGAGAGGCAAAGUCGAAGCGGCCGGAGCUGGCUUUUUCCCAGCGCUCCGCACCCUCUGAACUUGGGAACUGUCCACCGGCGAAAGCUCCUGAAAAUGACCCUGCUGGCCAUCUACCUGCUGGGAUUGUUCCUCGGGAGCGGGCAAGCACUCCAAGUAUCAAUUUCUCUCAGUAAAGUAGAAGUCAGUGUUGGAGUAUCUAAGUUCUUCACAUGUACAGUAAUUGGUGAGCCUGAAAAUAUAGAUUGGUAUAAUCCACAAGGAGAGAAGAUUGUUUCUAAUCAAAGAGUGGUAGUUCAGAAGGAGGGUAUCAGAUCACGGCUAACUAUUUACAAUGCUAAUAUAGAAGAUGCUGGAAUAUACAGGUGUCAAGCAACAGAUUCAAGAGGACUAACUCAAGAAGCUACUGUUGUUUUAGAAAUUUACCAAAAGCUCACAUUUCAAGAUAUCACAUCUCCGCAAGAAUUUGUACAAGGAGAAGAUGUACAAGUCAUUUGCCGUGUUACUAGUUCACCUGCACCUAUUGUCAGCUGGUUAUAUCAAAAUGAGGAAAUCUCAAAUAUUGCUGACAAUAGGUUUGCCAUGUUGCCAAACAAUAAUCUUCAGAUUCUUAAAAUCAAUAAAAGUGACGAAGGAGUUUACAGAUGUGAAGGAAGAGUAGAAGCCAGAGGGGAAAUUGAUUUUCGGGAUAUCAUUGUACUUGUAAAUGUUCCUCCAGUAAUUACAUUGCUGCAGAAAUCCUUUAAUGCUACAGCAGAUCGAGGAGAGGCAAUUACUUUAUUAUGCAGAGCUACUGGUUCUCCUGAACCUGAAAUCAACUGGUAUAGAAAAGGAAAACAUAUUGAGGAAAAUGACAAAUAUGUAUUGAGAGGAAGCAAUACAGAACUGACAAUCAGAGAUAUUAAAAAUAUUGAUGCGGGUCCUUAUAUAUGUGAAGCAAGAAAUAAAGCUGGAAGGAUGACAAAUCAGACAUUUCUGCAAGUUUUCGUACAGCCUCAAAUAAUCCAACUUAAAAAUGAAACCACCUUUGAAAAUGGUCAAGCUACCCUCAUAUGUGAGGCAGAAGGAGAACCAGUGCCUGAAAUUACAUGGAAAAGAGCCAUUGAUGGAGUAACAUUCUCUGAAAGUGACAAGGGUAUGGAUGAUCGAAUAGAAGUCAAAGGGCAGCAUGGGAAGUCAUCUCUUUAUAUUAAGAAUGUGAAAUUGUCAGAUGCAGGAAGAUAUGACUGUGAAGCUGCAAGCAGAAUUGGCGGGCACCAGAAAAGCAUGUUCCUUGAUAUUGAAUAUGCUCCAAUCUUUGUUUCAAAUCAAACAAUAUAUUAUUCUUGGGAAGGAAAUCCUAUAAAUAUUAGCUGUGAUGUUCUAUCUAAUCCAUUGGCAUCUAUACAUUGGAGAAGAGGAAAAUUGGUUUUACCUGUAAGAAACACAACUCAUUUAAAGAUGCACAGUGCUGGAAGCAGAUUGAUUUUAGAGAUCGCUCCCACCUCUGACAAUGAUUUUGGACGAUACAACUGCACAGCCACAAACCGAAUAGGGACACGAUAUCAAGAAUAUAUCCUUGCUUUGGCUGAUGUACCAUCCAGUCCACAUGGAGUGAAGAUAAUGGAGGUAUCACAGAGUAUUGCUAAGGUCGCUUUCAAUAAACCAGAUUCACAUGGAGGGGUCCCAAUUCAUCAUUACCAAGUGGAUGUGAAAGAAGUCACUUCCGAAACAUGGAAAGUAGUCCUUUCCCAUGGAGUUCAGACAAUGGUGCUUCUCAGCAGUCUAGAACCAAAUACAACAUAUGAAAUCAAGGUUGCUGCUGUAAAUGGAAAGGGGCAAGGAGAAUAUAGCAAAAUAGAAACAUUUCAGACCCUACCAGUUCGUGAACCAAGCCCACCAUCUAUUCAUGGCCAACCAGGCAGUGGAAAAAGUUUUAAACUUAGCAUAAUAAAACAAGAUGAUGGAGGAGCACCUAUUCUGGAGUAUAUUGUAAAAUACAGAAGUAAAGAUAAGGAAGACCAAUGGCAAGAGAAAAAGGUCCAAGGCAAUAAAGACCACAUUGUCCUAGAGCAUUUGCAGUGGACAGUGGGUUAUGAAGUGCAAAUUACUGCUACAAACAGGUUGGGAUAUUCAGAACCAACUUUAUAUGAAUUCAUCAUGCCAGCAAAGCCCAAUAUCAUUACAGACACACUUUUCAAUGGACUUGGACUUGGUGCGGUCAUUGGACUGGGCGUAGCUGCUCUUUUAUUAAUCCUUGUUGUGACUGAUGUCAGCUGCUUUUUUGUGCGGCAGUGUGGUCUGCUAAUGUGCAUCACUAGAAGGAUCUGUGGAAAGAAGAGUGGCUCCAGUGGAAAGAGCAAAGAGCUGGAAGAGGGAAAGGCUGCCUACUUGAAAGAUGGAUCAAAAGAGCCUAUAGUUGAAAUGAGAAGAGAGGAUGAAAGAAUUGCCAAUCAUGAAGAUGGAAGCCCAGUAAAUGAACCCAAUGAAACAACCCCUUUGACAGAACCAGAGAAACUGCCAUUAAAGGAAGAAAAUGGAAAAGAAGUUUUAAAUUCAGAUACUAUAGAAAUCAAAAUUUCCAAUGACAUCAUCCAGUCAAAAGAAGAUGAUAGCAAAGCAUAAUACAACAAUUACAGCUGUCUUGGGGGGGGGGGGGCAUUUGGAUUAAAUAAAUUUGUGACCAAAACUUUACAUUUGACCUUAGUUUCUAGAGCAACCUAAAUGACAUAACUAAUAGAAGUAGUUCAACCUGCUUCUAUUGACUGCCCGUGUUUUAUUAUUAUUAUUAUUAUUAUUAUUAUUAUUAUUAUUAUUAUUAUUAUUAUUUUACUUCAAUAGUUUUAGUUUGUAGUCCUGGCUGACAUUAGCCCCGUUAUAUCUGUUCAGUGAUCAGCCAAUAUAAAUAUUGUAACUUAUUUUAUUGCUGAAAAGGUUUAUUUAUAAGUUAAAAUGCCCCCUUAGCCACAGACUUUACAUGAGACACAGAGACAGCUAUACCACUUGUGAUGGAAAUUAAACCCAUGAGAGAAAGUGCCAUACACAUUUAUAUUUGUUUGUAUUUGCAAUUUUAAAUGAUUUUGGUUGCCUUUAAAAGAAAAAAAUAUAUAUAAAUAUAUAUAAAUAUAAAUAUAUAUAUAUAUAAUAUAUCAGUCUCAGUUAGAAAUUAGAUAUAUUUAGCUGGCAAAGGCUAAUACUGUCCUCAGCUGCAGCUGACCUUUGACACGAGAAUAGACUGAAUUUCCUCAUGGUAAUAACCCUGCACUUCACACUGAUUCUUAAAGACAAUGAAGGGUUAAUAGGUUUGAUGUACAGAUUUUAACAAAGUUGUGAACUAUUUUGAUGAAAAUAUUGAUCACAUCCUAACUAUCCAAGUCCACAGAAAUUUAAGUGCUUCAGAUAUUUUGUAUUUAUGUUUGGAGGAUUGUGUGUAAGCUAAAAUUGUCAAAAUUUAUUUUGUGUGAAAAUCAGAAUCCUGGAAUAUAACCAUAGCACUCAGCUUCAAAGGAAAUCUUGCAACAAUAAAUACAAGCUCAAUUGA